This is a messenger RNA of Trifolium pratense (red clover), 1297 nucleotides long. Its product is annotated as histone deacetylase HDT1-like. The coding region runs from base 135 to 1085 and encodes 316 amino acids. NCBI's taxonomy places the organism in Eukaryota, Viridiplantae, Streptophyta, Magnoliopsida, Fabales, Fabaceae. The record is from RefSeq and is a predicted model, not a curated record. The transcript is spliced from 9 exons.
UAGUUUGCAAUAACAUUCCUCUUCAACCGCUAUAUAUAAUCCCCAAAACCCUUCAUUUCCAUUUCCUCUCUCCCAUUUCGCUGAACUCUCACCAUCCAAAACCCUAGCUACCGCGCAUACUCUCUCUGUUUACAAUGGAGUUUUGGGGUGCUGAAGUUAAGGUUGGAGAAACCCUUAAGAUUGACCCAUUGGAAUAUGAUGCUUGCAUUCAUCUAUCACAGGCUGCAUUAGGUGAAUCUAAGAAAGACAAAGCAAAUGAAUCUGUGGUUCUUUCUGUCAAAGUUGGUGAACAGAAGCUAGUUUUGGGAACCCUUCUUAAGGACAAAAUCCCUCAGAUAUCUCUUGAAUUGGUUUUGGACAAGGAGUUUGAGCUUUCUCAUAAUUCCAAAACUACUAGUGUCCAUUUCUGUGGAUACAGAGCCCUUUACCCUGAAAAUGAUGAAGAUAGCGAGGAAGAUGAUUUUGCUGAUAGUGAUGAGGAAGAGAUCCCAUUGGCUAUUGCAGAGACAAAAGCAGAGGACAAGAAGGUUGCUGAACCUAAAAAAGCUGAUGUCAAGAGUACUCAUCCUGCCAAGAAUGCUGCACCUGCUAAACCUGCAACUGCUAAACCUGAACCUAAGAAACCUGCACCUGCGAAACCAACUAAACAAGUUAAGGUUGUUGAUCCUAAAGAAGAUUCUGAAGAUGACGAUGACACUGAUGAAGAUGAUGAAAUUGGAAGCUCUGAUGAUGAUGAGAUGGAGGAUGCUGACAGUGAUGAAGUAGAUGAGGAUGACAGCGACGAAGAGGAUGAGGAAGAGACUCCUGUGAAAAAGGUGGAGCAGGGAAAGAAGAGGGCCAAUGAAUCUGCUUCUAAAACUCCAGUUCCUCCCAAGAAAUCAAAAAAUGCCACUCCUGAAAAGACUGAUGGUAAGAAAGCUGUACAUACAGCAACUCCUCACCCUAAGAAGGGAGGAAAGACCCCAACCACAGAUGCCAAAAGCCCCAAAUCUGGAGGACAACUAUCCUGUGGUAGCUGCAGCAAGACAUUCAACUCUGAAACUGGGCUGCAACAACACAGCAAAGCCAAGCAUGGUGCUCAGUAAUUUUGCUUGAUAUUUUAGGUUUAAACUAAUGCAUGAUUGUUUAUCGUAUGUAUUUCGUCGAGUAUCCUAAGGAUGUUAGGUGUAUUUAUCCUUGUUUUUUGAUCUGGUAAACCUGAAGAAGUUUUGUGGCGAUGACAUGUUUUGGAAGUGGUUUUACUUUGCUGGAUACAUUUGAUUAUUGCCUAAAUUUAUUUAAGAUUUUCUACUGGUUA